Cotesia glomerata is the source of this 1557-nucleotide messenger RNA. RefSeq names its product protein cereblon (gene ohgt). The record is from RefSeq and is a predicted model, not a curated record. Bases 137 to 1438 code for a protein of 433 amino acids. Lineage: Eukaryota; Metazoa; Arthropoda; Insecta; Hymenoptera; Braconidae. The transcript is spliced from 6 exons.
UAUAAUUGUAAUUGUAUUAACGACCAUCUUGUGUAUUAUGUAUUAUAUUGAUGAUAUAAAUAAUAAAUAAAAUUUUAUUUGUAUACAAAUUUAUAUUUGUCGUUGAUUGAUUUAUUGAGAGUUUGCUCUGGUGAGAAUGGAGUUGGAGGAGGUUAUUGAGGACCAGGACGAGCAGGAUGAUGAAAUUUUAAAUGAAGAUGAUGAUGACUCCCAGAUGCCGUUAGAUAAUACAUUUGAUAUGACAUUAGCUACAUCUCACUCAUACUUAGGUGACAACUUACAAGUAUUACGUGGUAGAACACUGCUAGACAACGGGAUCUAUGUAAAUUUACCUCUUUGGCCUCCAGAAUCGACGUGGCUAAAAUGGCUGGUUCUUUUCCCCGGUGGUACUUUACCUAUCGUUGAACGUAAUCCGCGACCUAUUGAUAUGUUACGUCAAUGUAUUGCCAAGGAUCGUACUUUUGGAGUUGCCUGCAUAAGAAAUGUAAAUAGUAUUGGAACAACUGCUGAGAUUUACGAGUAUACUGAAGAGUCUCGUAUGCAGGGACUGGAAGAAGUACGUGUUAAAGCUAAAGGCAGACAGCGUUUUAAAAUAAUACGUAUGAAAAAUAUAACGGGAAGAACUCCUGUUGCUGACGUCAAAAUUCUUCCGGAAAUAGAACUGGGACCACCUAAUUAUCAAUGCAGGAUUGCGUCUUUAAAUCGUUUACGCGGAGGAUCUAAUAUUAAAAGGCUCAAUAAAGUUUCGAGGAUUGAUUCUGCUAUAACUCCAUGGCCUUCUUGGGUUUAUAAUCUUUAUGAUCCUAAAAAAUUAUCAUCGAGAAUUCAUAAUUACUUAAAAUUUUUAGAGUCCAAGGGAGGAAACAUUCCAAGUGAUCCAACAGACUUAUCAUUUUGGGUAGCGCAGAAUCUAGUAAUAACACCCAAGACUGCUCUCUCUCUUUUGGAAAUAGAUAGUGUGAUACUUAGAUUGCAAAGAGAAGAAAAAUUACUCCGUAAGUUGGCUAACAAUGUCUUUGUUUGUAAGAGAUGUGGUGCCAAAGUUGCCAAGCAAACUGACGUCUUCCAAAUGAACGAGGAAGGAGUCCAAAGUGCUUAUUGUAAUCCUGCUGGAGCGAUACAUGAAACAAUAACUCUUCAUAAAGCUCAGUCGUUGGUACUUGAUAACACACCACCUUCUUCCGAAUACAGCUGGUUUCCUGGGUAUCAAUGGACAAUAGCUCAUUGUGGUGGAUGUCGAUCUCAUAUGGGUUGGAGAUUCACAGCAGCACAACGUGACUUAAAACCACAGUCCUUUUGGGGCUUAACACGUACAUCUUUAGUCUGGGGUGAAAGAGAGAGUCAUUAUUGCGAUGAAUGGGAUUCAGAUGAUGAAAAUAACGAGAGUACUGAUCAAUCUGAUACUGAGUUCUUACCUCCGUAUUCAAAUAUUUAUUAAUCAUGUUUAUAAAAAUGUAUUAAAUAUUAAUGAUCUUUUCAAUAAACUCUUUUGGAUAAUAUGAGUAAAAAAUGAACUUGCUAUUAAUUUAAUAAAAGAAAAGGAUAAAAAAAAAUUAA